AACAGAGUAAUGGCUGAGAUCUCCCCUGAUGCCCUCUGCCAACCAGAUGACAUUUUGGAAAGGGACACUGCUGUCCAGGGAAAUCUGAAAAACAGGACACCAGUGGACAAUCUAGCACUGACCUCCACCAACACCGACUUCGCCUUCAGCCUCUACAAGGAACUGGCUUUGAAGAAUCCAGAUAGAAAUGUCGUCUUCUCUCCAUUCAGCAUCUCAACAGCCUUGGCCGUCCUGUCACUGGGAGCAAGCAGCAACACCCUGAAAGAGAUUCUAGGAGGUCUCAAGUUCAAUCUCACAGAGACCACUGAGGCAGACAUCCACCGGGGCUUUGGGCACCUCCUCCACAUGCUCAGCCAGCCAGGGGACCAGGUGCAGAUCAGAACAGGUAGUGCCAUGUUUAUUGAAAAGCACCUACAGAUCCUAGCAGAGUUCAAGGAGAAGGCAAAGGCACUGUACCAGGCUGAGGCCUCCGUGAUUGACUUCCAGCAGCCUCAGAAAGCCAAAAAGCUCAUCAAUGACUAUGUGAACAAACAGACCCAGGGGAAGAUCAAGGAACUGAUCUCAGACAUGGAUGAGAGUUCAUUAAUGGUGCUGGUGAAUUACAUCUACUUUAAAGGGAAAUGGAACAGACCAUUUGAUCCUCAUGACACAUUCGAAUCUGAGUUCCAUUUGGACAAGAAGAGAUCUGUGAGGGUGCCCAUGAUGAAAAUUGAGGAUCUGACCACACCCUACUUCCGGGAUGAGGAUCUGUCCUGUUCUGUGGUGGAGCUGAAGUACAAGGGAAAUGCCAGUGCCCUGUUCAUCCUCCCUGACAUGGGCAAAAUGCAGCAGGUGGAAGCCAGCUUGCAACCAGAGACCCUGAGGAAAUGGAAGGACUCUCUGAGGCCCAGGAUGAUCGAUGAGCUCUACAUGCCCAAGUUCUCCAUCUCCACUGACUACAGCCUGGAGAACAUCCUUCCAUCACUGGGCAUCAGGGAAGUCUUCUCCAAACAGGCUGACCUGUCUAGGAUCACAGGAGCCAAGGACCUAAGAGUCUCUCAGGUGGUCCACAAGGCUGUGCUGGAUGUGGCUGAGACAGGCACAGAAGCAGCUGCUGCCACAGGAUUCAAAAUGGUCCUUUUUUGUGCAAAACAUAUAUCAAUGACAGUCUGUUUCAACAGGCCAUUCCUGAUGUUUAUCUCUGAAACAGAUACUCAGAUGAUCCUCUUUCUGGCCAAAAUAUACAACCCUAAAUGAGGCUAGAGCUUCCCAAGUGGUAAGGCUUCGGCCCAGGAGCCCAGGAAGGAGCCUGCAUGAGGGUGUGUACAUUCUGCACUCCAUGUUCUGAUUGGCUUC
This is a messenger RNA of Peromyscus leucopus (white-footed mouse), 1335 nucleotides long. RefSeq names its product serine protease inhibitor A3N-like. The transcript has 4 exons. Gene Ontology annotation, biological process: negative regulation of endopeptidase activity. Bases 10 to 1236 code for a protein of 408 amino acids. The record is from RefSeq and is a predicted model, not a curated record. Lineage: Eukaryota; Metazoa; Chordata; Mammalia; Rodentia; Cricetidae. Gene Ontology annotation, molecular function: serine-type endopeptidase inhibitor activity.